Messenger RNA from Oldenlandia corymbosa var. corymbosa, 1920 nucleotides. Lineage: Eukaryota; Viridiplantae; Streptophyta; Magnoliopsida; Gentianales; Rubiaceae. The record is from the annotation of a GenBank genome assembly.
AUGCAGAUACUUCAAUGGCUCAUUAAAACUGCCCAAGACCCUCCAAGCCAAACUGGUUUUAAUACCACCACCAAGGAGGAGGAAGCCACAAAGGGUGAACAGAAGGUUAAACCCAAAGAUAUAACAGCAUUGAAGAACUCUGAGGCCAAGAACAGGAAGAGCAGAGGAGAACAAGUAGUAUUGGAUUGCAGCAAACUCAACAUUUGGAAAUUAGUUCGUAAGAAGGACAUUGCCAAGGCUUGUUUCUACGGCACAAUACAUUUGAAGAGAGUUGGAAGUUGUCAAAGGAGGGAAUACUUUGUUAAAAACAUGAAGAUGAAGAAAGAAGACCUUGCCAGAGGAUUAGGCAUGAUCAGUAGUCACAAGGCUGAGAGUAAAGUUUUGCCAAUUACUGAUCAGCAAAACAGUACUACUCCUCCUCCAUCUUCUUCUUCUUCUCCCACAAGUAAAGAAACUGAUCAACAAAAACAAUGUAGUACUUCUUCUACUACUACCAAUACAGUAGAAAAGAAGGAAAAAAUCAAGGGCGAUAAAGCGAAAACCAUUUCGAAAAUGAAGGAGCUUUUGAGAUGGGCUGCUGCUACUAAGGCUGAGAAGGGUGGAAGAUACUUAAGCCGCAAGGUUAUGCAGUUCAGAAACAGGGCAGCCCUGAAAUCAGUCCCGGAUGAUGAUCAAUUAAGCAACGAUUCACCCAAGAUUAGCUUUAGAUGGGAAGUGGAGAGUUGCUCCACAAUUUCUUCGUCAUACUCUGCAAUCUCCUCGAUUGCUUCGUCUUCUAUGAACUUCGAUCAAAGAUCAAUGAGCCAUCUUCAGGCUUCUGUAAGUUCAACUCCAAUCCAUGAUGCAGAUUUUUCCAUCGUGAGGCCUGGAAAUUGGAUCACCACGGAUUCUGAAUGGUUUCCCGGCAGUCGCAUCCUCUACCUCUCUCCCUCCCUUGGCAGCUUGGCUUAUCCGAUGGAUAGAAUUUUAAACAAAAUUUCUUCUUGUAGGAGUGUGGAAUUGGCAUUCAAGACCUGGAAGAAGGAUAUGUCUUCCGGUCCCUCUGCUGCCAGCGCGAAUCAACAUCAUCUGCCCGAUGAUGUUAUCUUUGAAAUCCUUCUCCUGCUGUCACCAAAAGCUUUGGCAAUCUCCAUGUGUGUUUCAAAGAAAUGGCGAUCUUUGAUUUCAGACCCCAAUUUCAUCAAAUCCCACCCCAAUAUAGCUUCUUGUUCUGAGGAGAGGCAGAGCUUGAUUAUUACUUUGCGGGAUCCAUACUCUAAUCCCACAACUUCGAUCCUAUGCAGGCCACUCAACUCUACUUGGCAGGCCGAUCCCGGUGUUUCCCAGAUCCCGGUAUCCACAAUCGACAACAGAGUACUCCAGAAUAAAACAUUUCAGUUCUGGGGAAGUUGCAAUGGUUUGGUAUGUGUUGAGACUAGGAAUCAAGAAGACCUCUACCUUUGGAAUCCCGUAUCAAACAGGUUUCGGGCAUUGCCUUCUAUAGGAAUUAAAACGACGAAGAGCGACAACAAUUCAGCAUCAAUUCUGUAUGGUAUAGGAUACGAUGAAUCAGAGGAUGAUCACAAGGCUGCUUGUGGUUGUUUUGUUGGCUUAAUCCCACUGUUGCCCCAAAGAGGUGUUUUUGCAAGAGGCAAAUCGCAUUGGAUUGCCAAGGAGGAGGAAGAAGGGAAUAGUGGGUGGAAACUGGAAAGUGGCUCCAUAUCGCUUGUCUACACCAAAGAGGCAGAAAUCUGGAUCUUAGACAAGGAUGACGAGUGGGUGAAGUUAUUGACAAUAGAAUCCUUAAAAGAUCGCGGUUGUUUUCAGCCGAUUUGCAUUUUUGGGAAUGGGGAAGUGCUCCUCGAGUACAGUUCUGAUAUCAUGCUGUAUAAUCCAAUGCUGAAUGGUAUGAAAUGCGCUUACUUUUCCCUGGGGCGUUGA